AUGUUUGUCCCUUUACCAUAUAGCCGCCCGGAGGGUGGCGGUGUACCUCCUGGCGCAGCUCUUCUUCCUGGUGGUUUCCCUCCUAUGCCUGGGGGCCCCCCAGGGGCCCCAAUGGGCCCAGUACCCUUUGUAUUAGCACCAGGGUUUGCUGCAGCAGCAGCAGGAGGAGGAGUACCACCAUUAAUAGAGAGGGAACCUGUUGAUGUAUGCAAACUAUUUGUUGGAGGACUAAACCCUAAUACUACAGAAGCAGAACUAGAGGACUACUUCAAACAAUAUGGAGCGGUCCGUAGUGCUGUUGUAAUGUUUGAUCGUAAAUUGAAUAAAAGUCGUUGUUUUGGAUUUGUUACAUUUAAUACGGAGAAAGAAACCCUUAGAGCUUAUUGUAUGGGACCCCAUACUAUUGGAGGUAAUGAGGUAGAAUUACGUCGUGCUAUACCUCGUACAUCUUAUAUAACACCAUUUCGUGGUGGUGGUAUACCAAUAGGAGGAGGAGGAGGAGGCUGUCCUCCUCCAGUAGGAGGAGGACCAGGAGGACCCCCUCCGUCUGCUGCAGCAGCUGCAGCAGCAGCAGCAGCUGCAGCUGCAGCAGGAGCAGCAGGAGUAGGAAGAGGAGGACUAAAUAAUACACUUUCUUCCUCCUCUUCUUCCUCUUGUAGACAACAACAAGAUAUAAAUGAAUUUAAUCAUCAAGAAGAAAAUGAUGAAAAAGACUGCAAAGUAUUUAUUGGAGGUAUUCCUCCUAAUAUGACUACAGCUAAGAUGGCAAUUGGCCACCAUCAAUUAGGGGAUUCUAUAGUAGAAGUUAAGAAAGCUGUUGAUAAGGAGGAAAUGAGGAAUCAAAGAGAGGCGGAGAGCAGCAGCAGCAGUAGCAGCAGUAGCAGCAGCAGUAGUAGUAGUAGUAGCAGCAGCAGUGGCAGCGGAAGCAGCAGCAGUAGUAGUAGCAGUGGAAGCAGUAACAGCAGCAGCAGUGGAAGCAGCAGCAGCAGCAGCAGUGGUAGUAGCAGCAGCAGCAGCAGUGGAAGCAGUAGCAGCAGCAGCAGCAGCAAACCACCCCUUCGUCGUGGUAACCAAGGCGUAUUAAUGAGGUCAAUAAGACAUGCAGCAGAAGUAAUACCCUUUGAUAUGCCCCUGCAUGCAGUAGGGGGCCCCCCUGGUGGGGGGCCCCCCCCUAGAGGGGUACCAUUACAGGAUCCUUAUUCAGUAUUUCCUGUUGCUGCUGCACCUGGUGUUGCAGCAGCAAGUGCAGCAGCAGCAGCAGCAGCAGGAAUGCCACCUAAUGCUUAUGGUGGUGCAUAUUAUCCUGUUGCUGCAGCAGCAGACCCGCAGCAGCAACUCGCCUUUGCUGGGGCCCCAGGCGGCAGCAUGUACCUAGCACCAGGGUACGGAUAUGUUGUUGCAGGGGGGGCCCAAGAUAUAUAUGGUUUACAGCCUGCUUCUGCAGCAGAAGCAGCAGCAGCAGCAGCAGCAGCAGCAGCAGCAGCAGAUCCUUAUGAUGUACAGGGAGCUAUAAGAGCUAGAGCUAAAAUGCCACAGAGAGCACAACCGUACUAA
This is a messenger RNA of Eimeria maxima, 1554 nucleotides long. RefSeq names its product RNA binding protein, putative. NCBI's taxonomy places the organism in Eukaryota, Apicomplexa, Conoidasida, Eucoccidiorida, Eimeriidae. The transcript is spliced from 6 exons. The coding region runs from base 1 to 1554 and encodes 517 amino acids. The record is from RefSeq and is a predicted model, not a curated record. Gene Ontology annotation, molecular function: RNA binding.